Brienomyrus brachyistius is the source of this 5498-nucleotide messenger RNA. RefSeq names its product ring finger protein 145a (gene rnf145a). The record is from RefSeq and is a predicted model, not a curated record. Gene Ontology annotation, molecular function: zinc ion binding; ubiquitin protein ligase activity. The coding region runs from base 2674 to 4371 and encodes 565 amino acids. Gene Ontology annotation, cellular component: endomembrane system; endoplasmic reticulum. The transcript has 12 exons. Lineage: Eukaryota; Metazoa; Chordata; Actinopteri; Osteoglossiformes; Mormyridae.
CUGGUCAUGGCCGCUGGCCGGCCCGGGGGGAGGUAGCGCAAGUACUCCGUCUCCGCGGCGCAAGUCGCGAUAAAAACCGAUACCGUUAAUCUGCUGUCGCUUCGGCUAAAAUGACUGUUUUCCGACCGGACAAGCUCCUUGAAAGCAAAACAGGCGGAGUAAAGUGAAUCCUAACCACGCAGGACAGAGCCGACCAGACGAAGCCCGGACCCGAUCUGCCCGCUCCUGUCACUGUGACAGCGAGUGUCGGACCCACGCUGCGGCUGUCUGCGCGCGCUGGGCUGCGGGAUUCUGCGGUUACCUUCAUGCCAGUCGUUUAAAAAUUCAUUCGGACUGAAAGUGCUGAGACAGUCUGGUGAGUCCUCGUUCCCCACCUCCCGCCAUCUCAGUGCCAUUGGUGUGGCCAUGGUGCAGAAGGAGAAGCUGGAGGCAGUGCUGAACGUCGGCUUGCGUCUGCCCAGCAUGGUGCUUCUCGAGGUGCUGUACCGCUGCGACGUCAGCUCCCUCUUCCAGUACAGGUAACUGCUUCUGUACCUGCACUACAUGGGUGAGGGUCUGCCACACUCUGGCCUGUGCACUCACCCCUCGCUCUCGGGGAAUCGGCGGAUACGUGUUUUCCUCAAAAGGUAAUACUAAUGGCACCCGCUUCAGGGGCAAGACGUUGCCUUUACCGGACUCUCGUUUUUGGAAAGACAUUGGCUGAUUAGUAUCUAACGAGGACGUGCACAAAUGAGAGUUGAAUAGCCCUGCUUGAGUGAUUGUGUCAGACCAGUACACACUGUUAUUAGCUGUAAUUUCUUUAAAUCUGAUUUCUACAUUCCUUUUUAGGCUCAUUAAAGGUAUGUUCUAUGGCUGUUGCCCCUCAGGAGUAUUUGUUUAAUAUCUGAAAGAAUCUGUUUUCUGGGCCAGUCUGUUUGACCUUAGUGGGGUAUAGUGCUGAUGUGGUCCUGGAGCUCUGCAUACUCUUGUACUGUAAGCUAGGUAUCGCUGGGGAGCAAUGGCACCCUUCUCUCCCCUUAAUCAUCCUGCAUGUUCCUGAUUCUGAUCUGGCUUUGAUGAGACCUCACAUCUGUUCUCAGACAGAUGUUGCUUGGCGGAGCGGACAGGCUACGUAGCAUUUGGUUGGUGUCCACUGGCUGUGACUGACUCAAACUUCCAUUUCACACAUGUACUUUUCAUACUGCUUAAAGCCAGGCUCCUUGCGCAGUGGCCCAGAGGGUGGUCUCUGAGCAGUCCCACAGAGCUGCUGUGGGAGGCGGCGCAGCUGGGGUCCGCGAGCAUGUUCUAGUCUGCUCGAUCACUGCCCUUGUCUGUCUUCCAGGGGACCUUGUACUUUCAUGGCAGUGGCAUCUUGCAUCCCGCUCUUCAAAGCAGCCUCCCAGUGCUGGAUGGUAUUUCUGUAGCUCCAUACUGUAGUGCCUGUAUGGGUGCAGCAGGGGGCAGUAGGGAGGGCAUUUUUGCAGCACCUGGCUGAAUGGGCUGCUUUUGAGGGUGUGACUGCAUGGGUCAAUGAAAUUAGGGGUUUAUCCGUGAUGCAUACUAGGCUUGCAACAGUUCUACAAAAAAGCAGAACCCUGAUGCAUACUAGGCAUGCAACAGUUCUCCAAAAAUAGCAGAACCCUGUGCACAGGUGGCGCACGGUCUCUCGUGUUGGUGUCUCACGGUUACCCUCUCAUGUUGGCAUCCCACGGUCGCCCUGUUGCUCAGGUGUCCCGCAGUCACCCUGUACGUAGACUUCCAUAGUGCCUGGUAUGCUUUGAACAUAGAGUUUUGGUGCAUUUCUCUGCCUAGUGAGCUGCUCUCCCUACCUGUGCAACAUCCCUCCAACUUCGCGGUGAUGGAAAUGGUCCCCCUGUGGUCAGAAUCGGGUUAUGGCUCAGGCACAUGUUCCUGACGUGCUGUGGUCCUGUCUAAAAGUGUGUCAUGCAGGAUACAUCCUUAGCGUGGUUCUGCUCACGCUGCCACGGCAGUGCCUGGUGCGGCUCUACCUGUACAUCCUCACUGCUCUGCUACUGUUCGCCGCCCACCAGAUCUCCAGGGAUUAUGUCCGCAGCGAGCUGGAUUCUGGCUGCUGGGCCCGCUGUACCUGGAGCCUCUGUCUAUGCAUCACUUCACCACGGCCCCCGUGUCAGGACCACCGGUGCAGUCAGGCUCCUCCCAUGGACCGGUGGACCCCUGGCUUCCUGCUUCCCCGCCCUGCUGGGCCCCAGCCGGCUUACUGAGGGAGGCGACACUUGAAACUGAUGGGUUUGUUAAGGGAUCAAGACCCCAUUGAAUAAAAUUGCAUGCUGGGUCGGGCGAGGGCUCUACUCCCGUCUUUGUGUGUGACGGGCCAGCUGGUGGUCUGCGCACUGUGUUCCUGUGUCAUGCAGACCAAGCGUAUUUGGCUCUUCUCCGCUCACCUGCUCCCCCUGGUGGCUCGCCUGUGCCUGUUCCCGCUGGAGGCCAUUGUCUUCGUCAAUCAAUUUGCCAUGAUCUUCACAGGCCUGGAGGUGCUCUACUUCUUAGCUUCCAACUUAUUGGUUCCCUACUACCUGGCCAAGACAGCAUAUAGUGAGCUGAUACAGGUACAAAUCCGAGUAGCCUGGUUUUGCUGCUGCUAGCUGGUGGCGCUCAGCGACCUCCGCUCCUCUCUCUGACAGCUGAAGGUGGCCGGCUUCUUCAUACAAGUGUAUGUUGUUUUUCGAUGAGACGUUCUCCAGUUACCAUUCGGGCGUGACUGGGUGCGUGUCACCAGCAGGGUCUGCCGUUUCAUGUCAGUCACAUUCACUCUGCUCUUACUCUCAUUGUUGCACAUUCUCCACCCUCUUCCUGCAUCGCUUCAUCAAGGUGGUGGAGGUGUACGGCCUUGUAGCACUGGGGAUGUCCCUCUGGAACCAGCUGGUCCUGCCGGUGCUUUUCAUGUGCUUCUGGCUGGUGCUGUUCACCUUGCAGAUCUGCACAAACUUCAGCUCCCGCAACCAGCCCACCUCACGCGAGAGGCUGCUAUUCCUCUCCCUCACCAGCAUUGCGGAAUGCUGCAGUACUCCCUACUCCCUCCUGGGCCUGGUCUUCACCAUGUCCUUUGCGGCCCUGGGUGUCCUCACCCUCUGCAAGUUCUACCUGCAGGGUUGCUGUGCCUUCAUAAAUGACAACACCACGCACCGGGGUAUGACCGAGGGCGUCACCCUGCUGAUACUGGCCAUGCAGACAGGCCUGAUCGAGUUGCAGGUCAUCCACCGGGCCUUCCUUCUCAGCAUCAUCCUCUUCAUCAUGGUGGCAUCCAUCCUGCAAUCCAUGCUGGAGAUCGCCGACCCAAUCGUGCUGGCGCUGGGGGCCUCCCGGAACAAGAGUCUCUGGAAGCACUUCCGGGCGGUCAGCCUCUGCCUCUUCCUGCUGGUCCUCCCGGCCUACAUGGCCUACAUGAUCUGCCAGUUCUUCCACAUGGACUUCUGGCUUCUCAUCAUCAUCUCGUCCAGCAUCCUCACCUCGCUGCAGGUGCUGGGGACCCUGUUCGUCUAUGUGUUGUUCAUGGUGGAGGAUUUCCGCACGGAGCCCGUGGAGAACAUGGACGACGUCAUCUACUGCGUGAACGGCACCUACCGGCUGCUGGAGUUCCUGGUGGCCCUGUUUGUCGUAGCCUGCGGCGUCUCCGAGACGGUCUUGCGCGAGUGGACCGUCAUGGGCUCCACCAUCAUCUUCGUCCACUCCUACUGCAACGUGUGGCUGCGCGCGCAGCUGGGCUGGCAGAGCUUCCGGCUGCGCAGAGAUGCUGUCAGCAGGAUCAGGAGCAUGCCCGUCGCCACCAGCGAGCAGCUGGAGCAGCACAGCGACAUCUGUGCCAUCUGCUACCAGGAAAUGACAUCUGCCAUCAUCACCCCCUGCAGCCAUGUCUUCCAUGCGGGCUGCCUGAAGAAGUGGCUGUAUGUGCAGGAGACCUGCCCACUUUGCCACAAUCAGCUCAAGGGGCUGCCCCCGCCUCCAGUGGCCCAGGGCACCCCACAAGGUCCGCCUCUGCCACCAGCCAGUCACAGCCUGUUGGAGGCAGGAAUCCCUGACGCAGAGGUCUGCUCUCCUGACGUAGCAGAGUGUACAGCUCGAAGAAGCACGGGUUGCCCUGACCCCGACAUGCUGACAGAGCAGACUGCUCCCAGCUGUGCAGAGGUUCCUCUCCUCAUGCCCUGGGUCUCCUGCGCGAAUCUCCACUCUGCCCAACCACACAGAGAGGGGAGUGGGAGGGAGCCGAGCCCGCUACCCACAGGAGGCCGGGGGGAGGUGCGUAGUGGACUCUCCCUGCAAAGCAGCCCCCUUGCUGUGCCAGACCAACCUAUAUCCCCCGGCAGUCUGGCUGUCACACUCGCUGCAGAGCAGGAAGAUAGCAGGCUGAAAUGAAGGACCAGGCCUCAGUGGGUUACAUGCACUCUCCCGUGUCACCAUGCCUGUUGGCGAUCUCCCCGCCCCGGCCUGCCAGCCUCCCUUCAUGCCUGGGCAUCCGUGUGCCCUCUGACCCACAGCAACUGCUGAUUAGUUACUGCCUGUUCACAGCCUUCCCCUCAUUUCUGGGGCCUUCAUAUUAACAUUUCAUGCACCCUUGUUAUAUUAACUGCCCACCUUGUUAUAUCAACACAAUUGAUGACUGUCUGACUGUCUCUGAUAAAGAAGGGUAGGAGAGAUCAUUAAACACCUGACUGGAUGUGAUGGAGUGACCUUAACUGAGUGGAGAUAGCACUUGUUGUACUAAAAGCUUUAAUCGCGCUUUGGCUAAGCCCACCGUCACUGACUCAUGAUGGCUGUUUGAUUUCCUCCUGGCUCGUGUUAGACAUGAUGCUGCGAUUGCACUAAUGUAGUCAAAGCAAUGCUCCUAGCAAUGUCUUGUCACGGACCAAAUAAUUUUGGUUUCUGUGCAGAAAACUGGGGAAAAAAUGCAUGCAUCUCCUACAAUAAUUAUGUUAUGAUGAGAAAGGUCACCUAACAGGUGCCUUUGGGGUCAGUUUGAGCACAUGGUAGGGGUGAGAGAGAUGUAUGCACAUAUGCAAAGGUAUUUUUGGUAUUUUGCUGUGGUGAUGCUUUGCCGGCUCACGUGAAGUGGGCAGCAGCUUCUGUGAACACUUUGGCGCCCUCUAUAGAUCAAAGUGGGAAAAGCUCCUGGCUACGGAUUGAGAUUUUGGCAAAAGCAAAAUAGCAAGACUAUUAACUGGCACCAGUACAUGGGAUUUAUUGCAUUUCUGUGAAUGUAUAUAAUGCACACAAAUCGGCAAAUGCUUCCGCGGAAAACGGAACGUCUGACGUAUGAACGUCACUCGUAUGCUCAUGCGUCUUUGUGUGUUUUACAUAGAGAACUUGUCUGGAGGGUAUAGAAGCCCUAAACCAAACUUCUUUUUUAUUAUAAAAACCAGAAACAUGAGCUACUGUCCCACGAAUGCUGGCUUCUGCUCGUACUGUGAUGUAGUGACCUGUUAGGGAAUGAACCCAAGGUCACAUUUUUAUUUUAUAAAACUGAAUGUUGCAGUAACUGGAAA